UGUUUUGUUUCUGUACUCUCAGUAAGGUUUCUUUAAAUUACAGCCAGCUGUCCUGUGGACUCCUCUCCUCUUUCCUGCCCAUGAGUUCCCUGAGCAAAUCAAAGUCUGCUUUUCUGAAAUCCAGGGUCCUUACUCUGAUGUUCUCCUUCCUUCUGUUCCUCAGGAUCUUCAACUCAGUCAUAUACUUUCUUUUAGGUAUGAUGGAGAGUUCUUCUCUGGAAAUUGCCCUGGAAAAUGAUACACAAGAAGAAGGAAAGCUUUAUGAAGUUGAUUCCUUAAAUAACCUAAACAAACUAAAUGUUUGUUCUGAUGGAUCUCAACACCUGCUAAACCAGGAAGAGGAGAACACAGGUGAUGGUUGGAUGACAUGGAGUAGCAUAAGAAGCCAAUGUGUGUUCUUCGUUACAUUGAUCAUUACGUUGAUUGUCAGUUUGGCACUUGUUUCAUUUGUAAUAAUCUUAAUAAUUCAGACUGGAAAGAAGAUGGACCAAGUGUCAAGCAGACUGGAGUUUGAAAGGAACAACAUAGAAGAGCUUAAGAAAAUAAACAAUUUGCUGUUAAAGCAUCUAAACCAAUCUGGAUUCAUGGAGAAGGAAGGAGAUCUUGUUAGAGGUCAAACCCCAUCAAUUCCUGUUCUUCAUGAGCAUUGAUUUACCCACUUGGAGCUGGAAGAAACAGGGCAGCAACCAUUUUGUGCAAUGAAAUCUAUUUUCAGUCUAUACAUUUACUUUAAUUUGGUCUUCUGUGCAGCCAGGUGGGUACUUAACUAUUCUGGCUCAAUAUGCUCCCUAACUAUUAUAAGAGCACUAGAAAAACAAUUGGAAGGGAAUGGAUCUGUGCAAGCUGCUAUUACUACUGCAUAGAUGUAUAGUCAAUACCCCUUUUGGUUUGCUCCAACUUGAUGCUAUGGAUACAUAUCCUUAGAUCUGCCACUCGAUUACCGGAGCUCUCUGAUACUGCAGACAGCUCUGUAUGAGUAAAAUAAGGAUUUGUGCCCAAAUUUCUAACAUUUUCUAAAUUUAAAAUAAAACAUUGUAAUU
This is a messenger RNA of Gavialis gangeticus (Gharial), 1040 nucleotides long. It is a transcript of the gene LSMEM1, whose product is annotated as leucine rich single-pass membrane protein 1. The record is from RefSeq and is a predicted model, not a curated record. The transcript is spliced from 3 exons. NCBI's taxonomy places the organism in Eukaryota, Metazoa, Chordata, Crocodylia, Gavialidae. Bases 81 to 650 code for a protein of 189 amino acids.